AUGGCACUCAUGAACGGCUGCUUGAAUCAUUCAUCUACCAAAUCGGCAAUCUGCCACCGUCAAUCGGAUUUCCCCGCCGCGUCUAGACCGCCGUUUCUUCGGAUCUCAGCGGUUCAGAUCGAUCCAACGUCAAAGACUCCUGUCGCGGCGGCGGCGGUGAAGAAGUCCAUCGGAGUUAAAUUGGAGAAUGCGAAAUGGUCUCCGGAGGCUUGGAAGGCGAAGACUGCGCUGCAGCAGCCAGACUAUCCAGAUCAAACGGAGUUGGAAUCGGUGCUCAAGACCAUUGAAGCGUUCCCUCCGAUCGUGUUCGCCGGUGAAGCUAGAUUGUUGGAAGAGAGGUUAGGUCAAGCCGCCAAAGGAGAAGCAUUUCUUCUUCAAGGAGGAGAUUGUGCCGAGAGCUUCAAGGAGUUCAACGCUAAUAACAUCCGUGACACCUUCAGAAUCAUCCUCCAAAUGGGUGCCGUUUUGAUGUUCGGCGGCCAAGUUCCAAUCAUCAAGGUGGGAAGAAUGGCUGGUCAGUUUGCGAAGCCAAGAUCAGACUCAUUCGAGGAGAGAGACGGCGUGAAGCUGCCGAGUUACAGAGGAGACAACAUCAAUGGAGAUGCCUUUGAUGCCAAGUCAAGGAUCCCUGAUCCACAGAGGAUGAUCAGUGCCUAUUGCCAGUCUGCAGCCACUCUGAAUCUCCUCAGAGCCUUUGCCACCGGUGGUUACGCCGCUAUGCAGAGAGUCACUCAGUGGAAUCUUGAUUUCGCUGAGCACAGCGAGCAAGGAGACAGGUAUCGAGAACUUGCGAACCGGGUUGAUGAGGCACUUGGUUUCAUGCAUGCAGCUGGUUUAACGCUUGACCAUCCUAUAAUGCAGACAACUGAUUUCUGGACGUCUCAUGAGUGUUUGCUCUUGCCUUAUGAACAAUCACUGACAAGACUAGAUUCAACCUCUGGCCUUUACUAUGAUUGCUCUGCACAUAUGGUUUGGGUUGGAGAGCGUACCAGACAGCUCGAUGGCGCUCAUGUCGAGUUCCUUAGAGGCAUUGCCAAUCCACUCGGUAUUAAAGUGAGUAACAAGAUGGAUCCUGCUGAGCUGGUGAAGCUGAUUGAGAUUCUAAACCCUGAGAAUAAAGCUGGGAGGAUAACUAUAAUCACAAGAAUGGGUGCAGAGAACAUGCGUGUGAAGCUUCCUCAUCUGAUUAGAGCGGUACGUGGCGCUGGACAUAUCGUGACAUGGGUUAGUGAUCCUAUGCAUGGCAACACCAUCAAGGCUCCUUGCGGUCUCAAGACUCGUCCUUUCGACUCCAUCCUGGCGGAAGUGAGAGCGUUCUUCGACGUGCAUGAGCAAGAAGGAAGCCAUCCAGGAGGUAUACACUUGGAGAUGACUGGUCAGAACGUGACGGAGUGUAUUGGUGGGUCACGGACCGUGACGUUUGACGACUUGGGAUCACGUUACCACACGCAUUGUGACCCACGUCUCAAUGCUUCGCAGUCUCUUGAGCUUGCUUUCCUCGUUGCUGAACGGCUCAGAAGGAGACGGAUCAAGUCUCAAAAGGCUUUUGCUGUCUAA
Microthlaspi erraticum is the source of this 1557-nucleotide messenger RNA. The record is from the annotation of a GenBank genome assembly. NCBI's taxonomy places the organism in Eukaryota, Viridiplantae, Streptophyta, Magnoliopsida, Brassicales, Brassicaceae.